AUGGCCGAUUUUGGAGAGAUCCUGAGUAACAUUGGAGAAUUUGGAUUAUUCCAGAAGUUGACUUUGUUUGCACUUUGCUUUCCAAAUGUCAUGCAGUCUUUCUUCAUAGCAAGCUUUGUUUUCAUCCAGUCCGAUCCAGAGAGACACUGUAACACAGACUGGAUCCUCAGUGCUGACUCUAACUUGACCACAGAUGAGCUGCUGAACCUGACUCUUCCCCGGGAGGAGGACGGGACCUUCAGCAGGUGUCAGAUGUUUGUUCCUGUGGACUGGGACAUCGGUGCCAUCAAGGAGUAUGGACUCAAUGAGACCGCAGGGUGCCAGAAUGGAUGGGUUUACUCCAACACCCUGUAUGACGCCACCAUAGUCACUGAUUUUGAUCUAGUUUGUGACAAAACUAACUUGAUGGAAUUGAUCCAAACAAUGUUCAUGGCGGGCGUUCUUGUUGGUUCCCUCAUAUUUGGACCCUUUGCUGAAUCGUUUGGUCGCAAGCGGGCAACUCAAAUUCCAGCAGUCAUAAUGUUCAUAUUUACUGUAACAGCAGCACUAUGCCCCAAUGUUUACUUCUUAUUAGUAUGCCAGUUCUUGGUUGGAAUUGGAGGUGGAGGAUAUCGAGUCAACUGUAUUAUACUGUCCACUGAGUGGAUUGGGGCGUCCAAAAGAUCAUGGGGAGCAUGUGUGACUCAGCUAUUUGGUGCACUGGGCCAGUGCAUCCUCGCUGGUGUGAUCUACUUCAUCAGAGACUGGAGACUGGCUCAACUAAUCACAGCAGCUCCACUUGCAGUUGUUGCUAUUUACAUAUGGUUUAUUCCAGAGUCAGCCAGGUGGUUGUUAAGCAGAGGGAGGACAGAAGAGGCUAAGCAGCUGAUUGUCAAGGCAGCAUUCAUCAACAAACGCACUGUUCCAGACUCUCUGUUGGAAAAGCCCUGGUUCUACCAGCCAGGACAGGCCAAAGGCCUUGGAUGUAUAAAGAGAAAGGCAGUUGGAGCGAGAUGGAAGAUUGAAAUAAAAGAGGCUGUGAACAAAGGAGGAAUACAAAUUAUUUUCAAAUCAUCUCUACUGACCAGAUAUUUCUUUGUUGUAGCAUUCGGAUGGUUUUCAUUGAACCUUGCCACCUACUCCCUGUACCUAAAUAUGGGAAGCUUUGGCUUCAAUGUUUUCUUGACACAGUUCAUGUUUGGUGCUUUUGAAAUGCUAGCUACUUUACUCUCAAUAUGGCUGUUGGAGGUUUUUGGGAGAAGAAUAUCACUCAUAUCAACACUUCUGACAGGAGGACUCUCUUGUAUGUUCAUCCUGGCUGUUCCUAAAGGAUAUGCCAUUGCUGUUACAUCUUUAGCUGUCGCAGCUCGUUUUUUCCUGAUCUGGUCUGGUCCUGUAUGUGCUGUCUAUAUGCAGGAGUUGUUUCCAACAUCUGUUAGACAAACAGCCAUGGCUUUAGGAUCUCUAGCUGCAAGAACAGGAUCAUUUCUUGCUCCAAUGCUCAACAUGUUGGCCGUGUACCACUGGUCCAUACCCACCGCUGUCUUCAGCAGCUUUACACUGGUCAGUGGAGCUCUUGUCUUCCUGCUUCCUGAGACCAGAAGAAAAGAGCUUCCCGAGUCAGCCGAUGAGGCCGAGAACAAGAGAAAUGUUACCUCCACAACAACAGACUCGAGUCCUAAUCAAGAUUCAACCAAGCUGUAGACCUGUGUCUGAUGGUUUAGUCUUUAAAACUGCGUAAUGCAUUUGCUUUACACUGUAGAUCACUUACUAGGCAUGGGACGAUAGCACAAAUAUUAAUGUCAUGAUUGUCCUGAUUUUGUCCACAAAAUAAUUGUGAUUCAUAAUAUAAUCCGAUCAACAAAAUAUGCUUAAAACUCUAAAUUUGACACUUAAACACACUUAAUAUUUUGUUAGGAAACAAAUAUUUUUAUUGCAUCACAAAUAGGACACCCCUUUUUUCUAAGUGAACAUCCUCUUAGUGAAAAACAAACAAUCGAACAAGGUUAUCAAUCAUAAGGUUUCCCUUCAUAAAUAAAGGAUAAAUACAUUUUAAAAGCAACAUUGUCUGUUCUUUCUU
This is a messenger RNA of Cottoperca gobio, 2059 nucleotides long. Its product is annotated as solute carrier family 22 member 13-like. Gene Ontology annotation, molecular function: transmembrane transporter activity. Lineage: Eukaryota; Metazoa; Chordata; Actinopteri; Perciformes; Bovichtidae. Gene Ontology annotation, biological process: transmembrane transport. The record is from RefSeq and is a predicted model, not a curated record. The transcript has 11 exons. The coding region runs from base 1 to 1683 and encodes 560 amino acids. Gene Ontology annotation, cellular component: membrane.